CUAACAGAGUGUUGUAAUGUAUGCCAAUUUCUUUUCCAGCUGGAAAACUCAUCUUCAAAUCUCCUACCCGAUUCAAAGCCUCUCUCAUCGUCAUCGUCUUCCAUAUGGCCGUGGAUGCGUUCUCUGUGUCUCAUGUUUUCCAAGUGACACUUGACAGACUGGUGUCCAGGGAGUUUAUGUAUCUUUCACGUCGGCACGGGGUAGCUUUACAGCUGGAAAAGUUGAAAACAAAUUUGUUGCAGAUUCAAGAAGCCAUCGACUAUGUAAUGAGACAUCGACACUACCACGAGGCAGCAACUGUGAAAUUGUGGCUGGACGAGUUACUGGACUUGGCUUAUGAUGUGGAUGACAUAGUGGAUGGAUUUGCAACUGAUAUGUUCGGGCAUGAGCUGAUGGCCCAACAUUAUUUUAGCAUUAGCAAGGUGCGUAACCUUAUCCCUGCUUGUUUUACUCCAAAUAUCAGCAUGGCGUCCAAGAUAGAAGAUAUCAAUCGCCAUUUUAGAAAAUUUUUUGCCCCAAUUCCUAUAGAGACAUCAAUAGCUGUACAGAAAAUACCACCCCCGAUGUGGUCACCUACAAAAUCUGGUUUUUACGGGCGAGAUGAGGAUAAAGCCAAGAUACUUGAAAUGGUGUUAAGUGACGAAUCAAGUUAUAUAAGCAUUGUUGGAAUGGGAGGGAUUGGCAAAACAAGGAUAGUCCAGGAGGUCUACAACGACAAGGCUGUGGAAGGUUUCAGCAAAGCAUGGGUAGAUGUCCAUUAUGACACCGAUAUUCCACGAAUUCACAAUCAUCUUCUCCGGCGGACCACUUUACCAUUUCAAAAAUCAGUAGAAUAUCUAAUUGAACAGGCAAUAGCUACAAUUGGAAAAAAAUUCUUGUUUGUCUUGGAUGACGUUUGGAUUGAGAAUGAUAUCGGUUGGGAACUCCUCGGGACAACUUUUCUGGAUGCAGCUGCAGGAAGUAAAAUAAUUGUGACUUCACGUAAUGUCGCUGUUGUAACUACACAUCCGAGUAAAUGUUAUAACUUGAAUCUCCUAACAAAAGAUGCCUUCUGGGCUAUAUUUGAGGAGCAUGCAUUUGAGAUUGGGGGCAGUAAUCCACAAGGAACUUCACCCCUAAUUCGAGAGAAAGUUGUUGAAAAGAUCCGAGGCUUGCCUCUGGCUGCAAGGACUCUUGGUGACAUGUUACGCUCUAAGCACAUAAAUGAGUGGGAAAACAUUUUGAAUGAAAAAACAUUCAGUUUUUCGUAUGAAUCAACAUUCAAUUUUUCAUAUGAAUCAGAAAUUUUCCGUGUGUUAGAAACAAGUUACACGAAUCUUCCUUCUUAUCUAAAAGGGUGUUUUGCUUAUUGUGCAAUUUUAAAUGAGGAUUAUGAAUUUGAGGAGAAGGAACUUGUACUUUUAUGGGCUGCAGAUGGUAUGAUCCUUCUACCAUCUGUAGGCCAAAAAACAUUGAAAGAUGUGGGUGUUAAAUAUUUUCAAGCUUUACUAGAAUGGUCAAUUUUUCAACCAUCAAGCAGUAAUACUUCCAAGUUUAGAAUGCAUGGUUUUUUAAUUAGUUUGGCCCGGAGGAUUUUGGGGAAAAGAAGUUUUCAGUUGGGAGAGGAUUUUAUAAUUUCAAAAAGAUUUGAUAAGAUUCGCUAUUUUUCUUACAUUAGUGAUAAUUACGAUCGAAUAGAAAAAUUUGAAGUUCUCCAUAGAAUGACGCACUUAAGGACUUUUCUGCCAACUGCUAGAGGUGACAAUACUCUAUACUUGAGUAACAUGGUUCUUUUUUAUUUGCUACCAAAGUUGAAAACAUUGAGGGCAUUAUCUUUGGAAAAUUAUUAUAUCACCAUGUUACCAAAUUCAAUUGGAGAUUUGAAACUCUUAAGGUAUCUCAACCUAUCUAAUACUGAGAUCAGAAGUAUACCUGAAUCAACAAGUUUAUUGUUUAACUUGCAAUGUUUGAUAUUAAAACAUUGUGCCCGACUUAUCAGGUUGCCUUCUAAUGUAGGAAGUUUGAUCAAUCUCUAUUACCUUGACAUUACAAGAGUGAAGUUAGUAGAGAUGCCUUUGGGAAUGGAAAAUUUGAAACGCCUUCAUGUGUUAUCUAAUUUUGUUGUGGGCAAAAACAAGGGAUCUUCUAUAAAAGUUUUGAAAAAUUUAAAAUGUCUCUUUGGAGAACUUUGCAUUUCAAGAUUGGAGAAUGUAAUUAUGGAUUUCCGAGGAUAUAUUUUAGCUGACAACAAAGAUCUAGAAGUUUUGGUAUUAGAAUGGGGAUCUCAACUUGAUGAUUCACGAGACAAGGCAAAAGAAAAAGAAGUACUUGACUUGCUUCAACCCCACACAAAUCUAAGAAAACUUACAAUCAAAUGUUAUGGUGGUCUGGUAUUUCCAUCUUGGGUAGGAGAUCCAUCAUACUCCAACAUGGUGGUCCUAAGAUUGGAAAAUUGUGAAAAAUGCACUAUGUUGCCCUCACUUGGGCAAUUAAGCAUGCUUAAAGCACUCACCAUCAAAGGCAUGGUGGGAAUAAAAAGGAUUGGUUUGGAAAUUUAUGGGGAAAAUUGCUCGAGACCUUUUCCAUCUUUAGAGACUAUUUGUUUCGAAGAUUUGCAAGAAUGGGAGUAUUGGGACCUUAUCAAAGAAAAUGAGCGUGUCAACAGUUUUCCUUGCUUGCAAGAGCUUUCCAUCUUAGAUUGCCCAAAUCUCUGUGGUCAGUUACCUGACCAUGUUUCUUCAUUGGAGAAACUUGUGAUUUGUGAGUGCAAGCGAUUGGUUGUUUCAUUCAACUAUCUUCCUUCGUUGAAAAAACUUUUUAUUCAUGAAUGUCAACAGUUGGUAGUUUCAAUCUCAAGCUUUCCUGUGCUCUGUGAACUAGAAGUAGUUGGAUGUGAAAGAAUGGUGUGUCAUAGUCCAUUUGACUUUAAGUCACUAAAGUCUAUGACUCUUUCAUAUAUUUCAGAAACUAGUAACUGGUUUCUUCAAGAGUUUGAGAAAGUUGAACAACUUAAGAUUGUCAAUUGUGAAGAGCUUAUAGAUCCGUGGCUGAAUAGAAUUUGUUUUCAGAAUCUAGCAGAAAGGAUGCAUAGCUUCACUUCCCUUAGAGAACUAUGUAUUGAAAAUUGUAACAGACUUGUUUCAUUUUCAGAAGCAAGUUUUCUUUCUGUUUUGAGAGUACUUAAGAUUAAAAAUUGUAGUGCUCUAAAAUUUGUUUAUGAGGGAUUGAAGAAUGAUGAUGGACAAGUGGAAAUCUUGCAAAUUGAGGAUUGUCAUUCUCUAACGUUUCUUACAAGAGGUUACCUACCUCCAUUCCUAAAACAGCUCUCCCUAAAAAAUUGUAAGAAAUUUCAGGGGUUGUUGGAUGAUAAAAAGGACACUUGCUCUUCUUCCACUACAUUGGUGCAUGAUGAGGAUGUUACAAAUGCCAGUGCAAAUCUUCUUGAGUAUUUGUAUAUCUCCCAAUGCCCAUCUCUCACUUUUUUAUCACCAAAGGACCAGUUAUUUGUCGUUCUAAAACACCUUGAUAUUCGAGAAUGCUUAGAACUCAGAACUUUAUUAUUGCAAGGCCAGUUACCCACAACACUCGAACACCUGGAGAUUUCAGGUUGCUUAGAGCUUACCAGGUUGUCAACUAAAGGUCUGUUACCCAAGGCACUUAAACACCUGGACAUUGCUGAUUGUCCGAAGCUAAAGUCCAUAGCAAAGAGUUUCAAUAAAGGUAUGUCUGUUGGGUUUAUCCAGAUCAAGAACUGUAAAAAUCUUGAAUUUAUACCUGAGGGCAUACAUAAUCUGAAUAGUCUCCAUACAAUGUAUUUACAAGAUUGUCCUAGUCUUGUCUCCUUUCCUUUAGAAGGCUUUCCCAACACCAACUCAACUGUGUUAUCAAUUGAGAGGUGUAAGAAACUUAAAGCUUUACCCAGCGGGCUGCACAACCUCCACUGUCUUCGACAAUUAGUAAUAUGGCAAUGUCCAAGUAUUAUGUCCAUUCCCAAGGAAGGCUUUCCUACCAACCUAACCUCACUUUCAAUUGCUGAUCUCAAUCUGUAUACUUCGCUGUUUGAGUGGGGUCUGCAUAAUCUCACAAGUCUAAGAAGCCUUGAGAUUAGGGGAUGCCUAGAUGCAAUUUGUUUCCCGAUAGAGGAAAUGAGUAUGGUGCUUCCAACCUCUCUAACUCAACUGGCCAUUAGAUGUUUCCCAAAAUUGAAAUAUCUAUCAUCUAGGGGUUUUGAGACCCUUAGUUCUCUGGAAGAGCUUUCCAUUAGUGACUGCCCGAUGUUGUCAUCCUUUCCUAAAAGUUUGCCGCCCUCACUUCUGCAAUUGUAUAUUUCUAAUUGUCCUACUCUGAAAAAGCACUGCCGAAGGAAUAAAGGACAAGAGUGGUCUAAGAUUGCUGACAUUCCUCGUGUCAGAAUAGAUUACGAAUUUAUCUACGACACAUGGUAAGAAAAUUAUCUCUCUGGUAUGUUAGUUUUUUACACAUAAAUGAUAUAGCACUUAAUUAGCAAUAAAUGACACAAAUUUUUAUGAUAACAGAGUUUUGCUUCUGUCAUAUAUGCUGGAAAAAAGUUCAACUCCCUAAUGCAAUCUAUCAACACUGAUGGUUUGAGAAGCUGGGUUCCAAUAUAAUGAACUGUCUGGAUAGGAUGCCAAACACAUUGGGGGUCAGUACAUAGCAGUACCAGUUCACAGGCAUUGCUGCAUGGCAUUGCUUUCAUCUCUGUUCUGGAAGUUAUUCUCCCAGGCAUUGCUUUCAUCUCUGUUUCAGAAGAUUUCCCUUACAUCUAUUACUUCAUCUUUUUGGUGGCCUCACUUAAGGUGUAAAACUUUUAAUUCUUCAGCUGGAUUGCAUCAGUUCUUUUUGAAAUGAGGUGUCUGAAAGAAAGCUCCUUGAUCCUGGAGGGACUCUAUGGAGUGAGUAGAAGCAAUUACAAUGACGGCAGAGUAGCAUGUUCGGGGAAAAUAGCAUGGCAAUAUUAUGGAUACAAGCAUUAUUACCUUCUUCUGGUGGAACAUCCAUCUGAUUCAUCUUGCUUUUUACUUGGGGAUGAAUAUCUGAGCUUCUGGAGCCUGCUUGUUUGUGUGCCCCCAGUAAAAUAUCAGUUCCCCUGCCAUCCAUUGGAGCACCAGAUGUUGUGUAGAUAUUUGGAGUCGAAUCAGUAAAACAAGCAGAGAUAAAGCUAUGCACCUUGCUAAUGCCAAAAUAAGGCUUGGCCAGCAGUUCACACCCUAAAUCACCUGUUGCAAGCUCAUCCGGUACAUCAUCCACAUCAUAAGCCAAGUCCAGUAAAUCGACCAGCCACAAUUUUAGAGCUUCUUUGGGUUGCUGCUUCUCUACAUCAAUGAGGACUGCUUUACUGUGCCUCAAAUUUGAUGCUGACUCAUCCAGCACAUGAUCUAGAUUGGACGCAUCCAUGAAACACAUGAACUGCCAUCUGUCAAAGUAUCACUCCCAAAACAGGAGAUUGGAAAGAUGAUGAGAUGGGACAGCUUCUGAAACAGGAGAUUUGAAGACUGAGAUUUACCAGCUGGAAAUUGGAAUCAUAUACACUCUUCUGCGACUGAUGCUCUGCAAAUUUGGUAGAUGUUGCAGUUCAAGAAAUUGUAGUUGUGUAAAUGGGAAUAGAUUCCCAGUCAUCUUUGGAAAUUCACCCAACUUCCUUGCAUUGAUUUUUUCUUCCAUGCCGUUAUGUAAGGUCCUUCAAUCUUGAGCUGAGCAGAGCUUAUAUUGAAGAAGGUCUUCAUGCUCUUUGUACUCUUCUUAUACAGUCAAUAUUCAAUUUUUCCAAAUAUUUACAAUUCAUAAUU
This is a messenger RNA of Mangifera indica (mango), 5786 nucleotides long. Its product is annotated as putative disease resistance protein At3g14460. Gene Ontology annotation, biological process: defense response to other organism. The transcript has 9 exons. Lineage: Eukaryota; Viridiplantae; Streptophyta; Magnoliopsida; Sapindales; Anacardiaceae. Gene Ontology annotation, molecular function: ADP binding; protein binding. Bases 21 to 4424 code for a protein of 1467 amino acids. The record is from RefSeq and is a predicted model, not a curated record.